CGGGGCUUAACUUGUCAAGUCGGUUCGCAGUGGUCUUUCGCGCUGUGAGUUCGUUGAGCCAAGCGCACUGCAGUCACAUCGGGGCGAACCGAAUCGGUGCACUGCGGGUGUAUCACCCCCUUCUGAGCGGCAUGCCCAUCAAGCUGUGUGCUGGGCUGCAUGCCACCGACCUGAAGCUGCACUCAUGCACCGUCGAACACGCGGUAAGCAGAAUGGAGGGCAGCCACAUAGACAGACGGACGACAGACAGCAAAGAAGUCAUCAAAAACGGCACGCUUACGCAUUGAGUUCAGGCCGAGUACUUCACCGGGUACUUCAGGGAGGCCAUGGGCGCGGGCAACCUGGGCAUCCCCAUAUCCGCCGACCAAAUCGCUCUUUAUCGCUGCACUGAGGUGCACCCCAAGGCCCACGGGCAGGACCACACUGCCCCGUCGAGUGCAUCCACUGACCGCAUCGAGGAGGGGGAGGUCAUCAUGGCGACCCUUCCCAACAAUAGCGGUAAGCGCACCACGCAGGCAGCCCGACGAGAGAGAGAGGGAAUGAGGGAAUGAGUGAGUGCUCUGUCUGUAUGCUAUGCUUCCUUCGCUGGCUGUCUGGCUGCAGUGUUUGGUUCUCAGCAUGCGGAUGACAUGUUGGCCAAGGCCCGGCACUACGAGCAGGAGGCCAUCCGGCUGGAGGAGAAGCUGCAGGAAAUGCAAGAACAAGUAAGCCAUUCGUUUGUCUACCCACCCACCCACCAGACCACCGAUUGAUUAUAUUACCUACCGGGUCCCUGCGGACACACAUCUAUCUAUCUAUGGGUCUGUCUGUCUGUCUGUCUGUCUGCGUACAGUACAAGUUGCUCGAGGAGAAGCUGUUGGAGGAGGGCAGUGCGCUCUACCAGGCCCAGCUCGACCGCGACGAGGCCACCACACGACUCAAGGAAUACAUGAGGCUGCACCCUGCUGGUCAGCGACGAUAAACUACGGCUGGGAGAAUAAGGGGGAGGGCGGCAUCGCAUCUGCGCUGCGCUCAGAUCCCAUCUAUCUAUCUAUGUGUCUAUCUCUUUGCGUGUGUCAUAUGACAUGUCAGAGGAAAGGGAGCCAGUGAGUCCUUCUACAGCUGCGGACUCUCCUCUCCCGUCGGCCUCGCCAUUCUCCCAGGAAGCGCCCUCAGACGGCAAGGCGCCCGGGGGUGGUGGUGGUGGUGGUGGUGGUGAGAAGGUGCCUGUCGCGGUAGCUACAGCGGCAGCAGUGCUGGACGAGGCUGGGGCAGGGCGGGCCGCGGCGGAAUCGCCCGAGGAGGCGCAUACCACCGAGACCACGGAGGGGACAUCUGGUGCGGUGGAAGCACACAACACACACCCGAGUGACACCUGCCUGAGAAAUCAUUUCUGUCGUUCGUCUGCCUGCGUUUCCUUCCUUUUGUUUCAUUCAGCCUCGGAUGCCCACCACCCGAAGCCUCCGCCGGCAAAGGCCAAGCCUGCAGCCAAACAAAGCGCCAAGUCCACGCCACCACAGCCCAAGACCAAGACGGCCAGCAAGACGGCCAGCGUGACGGCCGCCAAGCAGCCCCCAGGCACGGCCGGCAAGGCCAAGCCCGAAGGGAAUAAGGCGACGGCUGCCGGCAAGGCCAAGCCAAAAGGGAAUAAGGCGACGGCUGCGUGCAAGAGGACUGGCGGGCCGCCGCAUGUGACAGUGGCGCAUGAGGGCGAUAAGUGGCCAGGGGAGGGUGGGGCAGAGGGGCAGGGGAGCCGGCUGGUGCCCAAGGUCGUGCGUCAGGUGGUGUCGGGGGGAGCCGCUGUAGCCAAGGAGGUGCGCAAAGAGCAAGGCGACGCUGCGGCACCCUCUCAGGCUGGGGCCAAGGGGCGGCAGAAGUGGGUGCCGAAGGGGAGCUGUGCGGCGGCGAGUCCACCAGUCGGCAACCCAGGGGGCGGCGGUGCCAAGCCGGUGUACGGCGGGGUCACGAUCCUCCAGAGAGACCCCAACGCGCCGCCCGCUCCCAACCGCAGGCUGACAUGCCGAGACGCGCCUCCCCCUCCCCUCCUGUCCUAUGAGGAGCGGCUGGAGGAGUACGAGAUUGUCAAGGUAUGGGAGCUAGGGAUGGCCCCCAGUCCGACUCGGCCACCCACCACCGCCGAGGUGGCAAAUCGGCUCAUCAACCACCACCUCCAAUACAGACCGUAAGCAAGCCCACACACACACACACACACACACGCACAUUGGGCUCUUCACACAUCAGCCGAUUGUUUGUCUGUCUGUCUGUUUGUCUAUGUGUGUCACUCACUACUUACUUGUCCACAGAAAUGGCAACCGCAGACGCCAGUAACCGACAGCCUUCUCCUGCACCUCACACAAGACGCAUCCAUAUGUGGUGGGAAGAUAGCAUACCCACCAACACGCACGAACAUACAGACAGACAGACCCACAUUGACUGCAUUGCCCCUUUGCAUUGAUUGUGUCUGUCUGUCUGUCUAUCUGUCUGGCAGACGAGCGCCCCAACAUCUGGGGGCCUCCACUUCCCACCGACUCUCAACACCACCACCACCAUCACUGUCCCAGGUACAAACCCGAGGUAGCACACAGCACAGGCAGCAGGGGCUUUUGGGAAGGAAGGAAGGACGGGCAGGCAGCAGCUGAGGCAGCCAGACGUAGCUAAGGGAGCAACAUGAGAGGCGUGAUGGAAGGGUUGUCUGUCGGACAUGGCGGGCUGCCUGCAUGCAUCUUGCAAGUCAAGUCCCCUCUCUCCCUCCCUGUCUGGUCUGCUGCCUGCGUGUAUCCAUCUAUCUAUUAGGUUCUGACAAGCUGCUGGAGGGGUUAGGCGCUCACGAGCUGCACGCGUGCUUCAUGCACGUGUCGGUCCAAGGCUGCCUGGCCCUGCGCACCUCGUGCCGUGAGCUCUACCGCAUAUUGUCCAGCGACGCCUUGUUCUUCCGCCACCGAGUCAGCGCCCACCCUAAGCGGCGGUUCGCGCCGUUCGGGGCGUUUUCGCGGUCGCGUACGUGGGAGAGGGCGGCUUGGGUGCUCGAGCAGGAGUGGGACUGGUGCAGAUGGGCGUUGUUCUUCCAAUUCCUCAGGUAAGCGACGGACGCGAUACAUGGGCGGCAGAGCAAGAGGGGCGGGCAGCCACGAGUGUGUGUGUUGCAUGGGAUAUACCAGGUUGUGGUACGACACGCGUGUGUCGAUAAGUGACGAUGACUUCGACAUGGCUGGCCUGCAGUACAAGACACUGCUCACCCUGCCCGAGACCAUAGCGCAAUACAGAUUCUUCGGUCGGUCAUCCAACCUGACCUCACAUACAUGCACACACACACACGAGUGAGCAACCGUUCGUUCCAUUGUUCUUUGUCUGUCUCUGCCUGUGUGUGUGGUCGUGUCAGGUCACCAGGUGCAGACCCGGUCAAGCGUGCAGUCGAUCGAGCCCCUCAAGGACGACAACGAGGGCGGGCGGCUCAAGUUCGUCUCGCCCGCUCUCCGCAAAGGCAACAACGCCGCCUGGGUGGAGGCCGCCGACAUCGGCCAGCGGGACCCCGCUGUGCACAUCUGCUCCACCGACCCGGAGAAGGUGACCGACCAACGACAUAUAUAAGACACGCCCACUUUUGUGUACCGUUGCUGCUCUUGUGUCUGGCUGGGAUGUGUAUGCGUGUGUGUAGCAGGUGCGUUUGUUGGAUCGUUUCAACCAUUUCUCGACCUUUGUGCCGUGCCUCAUGCUGCAGGCUGCCGUUGCCGAGUGAGCCAUCCAGGCAGCCGAUACACCACACCAGAUUCCUUCGUCAGUUUAUUUGCCUCUCUCUCCCUCUCUCUGCGUGAGUUAAUAGGAUCAAGAACUAUCAGGUGGCUGCAUUCCUGACGACUGACCUGCCGCCGGUGCAGGACGUCCUGCAGAACAGAAUGGGACUCGUGUUCGUCGGACGAGCCGUUGCACGACAGGUAUGUAUCCACCCACAUCCAUCCAUCCAUCCAUCUAUCUAUCCAUGGGUGUGUGCAUCCUAUCCCAUGCAUCCUCCAGGGUCACGUAGCAUUGAUGUGGUUGACGUCUCACGACAGCGAGCAGCUGGUGUGGGUCGGCAAGACCAACGAGGGCUCAUUCGUGCGGCUAUGUAUGCGGGGCCAACGGCACCACGACGCCAUUCGGGCGCUGCGCGACUUCGUCCGCCGACUCAAGAGCAGCCCACGCAUCACUUUCAGCUUCACCAAGGCCAUGGAAAUAUUCGACCCCGCCGAAGGCACCAACAAACCACGGUCAGUCGGUCAGUCCUGCCAUCAACCAACCACACAGACAGACGGAUACAAACCCAUCUCCCUCUCUCUGUGUGCAAUGUCGUCAGUUUUGUGACAGCGGAUGAGUUGCUGGAGGUUGGUCCUCGCGAGGAGAGUAAGCCCAUCCCCAUCCCACCAUCACAGCCGCCAGCAGGGGUCAUCGGGGCGGUUGGGGGCGGGGGCAACGACGAGGCAGACGAUGACGACGGCCUGGAUGUCCAAGACGACGACCAGCCCAUGCCCCACCAGGGCGGCGGUGGGGCCGCGUCGACGUUCGACGCCGUGUCACAGCCACAGUCACAAGCCGCUGGUCUGGCUGCUGUUGCUGGUGCUGCUGCAUCGCCCCCUGCGGCCUCUGGUGCGUCUCGUGCGUCUGCUGCGUCGGCAUCGAUGGACGUGGAUGAGGACGGCGACGCGAUAAUGGCGCUGACGGAUGUCCAGGCCAACAAUGGCAGCAAGCAGUGACAUAGAUAAACCACAUGAGCGAGGGGCUCCCUUUGAGGUGAGGCGGGCGGGGUCAGCCGGGAGAGAUCGAUGACGACAGUCCGAACGAGGGAGGCGUUUUGGCUUCUUGUGUGUCAUUGCGAUAGAUGUUCUCAGAUAUGGUUGGUUAACCGCUGCCGCCCGCAGAGACAGACAGACAGACAGCCCCUUUCAGCGGCCAGUCUUGUCUCGUGUACACAUAGCGUAUCUCCCUCCCUGGCUGCCUCGUGUGACAUGACAACAGAAGGACAGUCUAUUGUGAAUGGCUUGCCGGCCCUCCCUGUCAUCAAUGUGUGUGAUGCCUUUCUUCGUGCCUGUGGUCGUCUACUGCAUGGCUGGCUGGCUGGCUGUCGUGUGUGUCUUGAGGGGCUCAGGGCCGAUCGACACGAGAAAGACAGACAGCGACAGAGGGGGUGAGGCAGCACAGAAAACGAUUCCACUGGGGCUGGCUGGCACCAGGAAUGAUAGAGAUGGCUAGUUGCGCCGGCCGGAGGGGGGUGUGUGUGUGUGCGUGCGGACAGACGAUGCAAUGACUCCCUGCAGGGCCCAGCUUUAAACCUGUCAGUGCACG
Molecule: messenger RNA, 5295 nt
Organism: Vitrella brassicaformis
Lineage: Eukaryota; Vitrellaceae
Source: the annotation of a GenBank genome assembly